This is a messenger RNA of Anopheles stephensi (Asian malaria mosquito), 1601 nucleotides long. RefSeq names its product purine nucleoside phosphorylase. The record is from RefSeq and is a predicted model, not a curated record. Gene Ontology annotation, molecular function: purine-nucleoside phosphorylase activity. Gene Ontology annotation, biological process: nucleoside metabolic process. Gene Ontology annotation, cellular component: cytoplasm. Lineage: Eukaryota; Metazoa; Arthropoda; Insecta; Diptera; Culicidae. The transcript is spliced from 3 exons. Bases 224 to 1297 code for a protein of 357 amino acids.
AUGCUAUCACCCGGCGACGCGUACCGUCACUAGCGAUCGAGGUGCGACAGUGUACGGUUCAGCAGUUGCAGGAAGCUCUGGUUCAAGUUCGCUUUCGGCUUGCCAUUGUAGCUCGGUCCAAGCGUUUCUUCGACAGUUUUUGUGUGUGAAGUGUCUCUAUUACAAGCAGGAACUAAGCUCUAAAAUUAAGAGACCAUAGGGAAGUGAGCAAGAGCAAGGAAAGAUGAGCAAGUUUAGUUACCUUCAAAAUGGCAACGGAGUACCGAACGGUGUUUCGAACGGUUCUGGUGCUUCGCUUGCGACGAACGGUCAUCACCACGUUCAAAAUGGACAUGCGAACGUGAACCGGAAUGGGUUCGACGGGUGCCCGGCUGCUGAAACCUACCAGCAAAAGGCGGCUACGAGCGGUCCCUUCCAUAUGCCACGCACCGAACACGUUGGGUAUACGUACGACACGCUGCAGGAAAUCGCCACUUAUCUCCUAGAGCGUACUGGACUCCGCCCGAAGGUUGGAAUCAUUUGCGGGUCCGGACUGGGCACGCUGGCCGAUCAGCUGACCGACGUGGACAGCUUCGACUACGAGACGAUCCCCCACUUCCCCGUCUCGACUGUGGCCGGCCAUGUGGGGCGGCUUGUGUUCGGCUAUCUGGCCGGCGUGCCGGUUAUGUGUAUGCAGGGCCGGUUCCAUCACUACGAAGGCUAUCCGCUCGCUAAGUGUUCCAUGCCGGUGCGUGUAAUGCAUCUGAUCGGCUGUACGCACCUGAUCGCGACCAAUGCAGCGGGUGGAGCUAACCCCAAGUACCGCGUCGGAGACAUCAUGCUCAUCAAGGAUCACAUCAAUCUGAUGGGCUUUGCCGGUAACAAUCCGCUGCAGGGACCGAACGAUGAGCGGUUCGGACCACGGUUCUUCGGUAUGGCCAACACGUACGAUCCGAAGCUGAUCCAGACGGCGAAAACGAUCGCACGGCAGAUCGGAAUCGAGAACGAGCUUCGCGAGGGCGUGUACACGUGUCUCGGUGGACCUAACUUCGAGACGGUGGCCGAGGUGAAGAUGCUGGCCAUGCUCGGUGUCGAUGCGAUCGGCAUGUCAACCGUGCACGAGAUCAUCACGGCCCGGCACUGCGGCAUGACGUGCCUUGCCUUCAGCCUCAUCACCAACAUGUGCACGAUGAGCUACGAGGAGGAGGAGGAACACUGUCACGAAAGUAUUGUCGGUGUCGGCAAGAACCGGGAGAAGACGCUGGGCGAGUUUGUGAGCCGCAUCGUGAAGCACAUUCACUACGAGGCGAAGAAGUAAAGGGAGCAAAUGUAGAUGUGGACCGGGGGAAAAAAACAGACAGACAGUGAGCGUGCGGUAGCUGUAAGCGUCACCUUAACUUAGAUAACACAAUUAUACAGAUAGCUUUAGGUAAAGGUUAAUCGUAAUAUAGCUAGGUAUAAUGCAUCCCCAGAAAUCCACACGAGUGCUAUAGACUGUAAAGAAAAUUAAAAAAAAAACUAGAAUAUUGUAAAUUUCUACUAAAAGCAAGUUAUGAGGUUAGAAGAGAAAAAAAAAACAAUUUAAAAGAAUGCUUAAAAUAAACAAUUUUUUGUAAAAAAAA